AGGCACUGAGCAGAGAUCAACCUCAUACUUUCUUUUCUUUUUCUACUUUUGUCAUAGAAAUUCUUCCUCUAAAUCAAAGAAGGUCAUCGGUUAUGGCUUCUUUUCAAUCUUUCUCUUCACCACUUGCAUUCAAAUUUCAAUUAGGAAUAAUAUCUUUGUAUCUUGUUGGAAUAGCUUCUGCUCAGCUAUCUCCUACUUUCUAUGCAACAGCAUGCCCUAAUGCCCUUUCCAUCAUUAAGUCAGGUGUGACUGCUGCAGUGUCUACUGAGGCUCGCAUGGGGGCAUCCUUGCUUCGUCUUCAUUUCCAUGAUUGCUUUGUUAAUGGAUGUGAUGCAUCGGUGUUGUUGGAUGGGGCAUCAGGAGAGAAGUCAGCACCUGCUAAUACUAAUUCUAUAAGGGGCUUUGAAGUUAUUGACUCCAUUAAAACUCAACUGGAAACUUCAUGCCCUGGUGUCGUCUCUUGUGCUGACAUCUUAGCCGUCGCUGCUCGAGACUCUGUUGUUGCUUUGGGCGGACCUAAUUGGAAUGUUCAGUUAGGCCGAAGAGAUUCAGCCACAGCUAGUCUUAGUGCUGCUGCUACCAACUUACCUUCCCCAUUUUCUGAUCUCACUGUUCUCAUCUCUAAUUUCUCUAGCAAAGGUUUCACUGCUAAAGAAAUGGUGGCUCUCUCAGGAGCUCAUUCAAUCGGCCAAGCAAAAUGCUCAGUGUUUCGAACCCGGAUUUACAAUGAAACGAACAUAGAAACAGCAUUUGCAACAUCAUUAAAAGCGAAUUGUCCCAGCACCGGAGGUGACAAUAAUCUUGCCAAUCUUGACGUGACCACCCCAAAUAUUUUUGAUAAUGCUUACUUCAAGAAUUUGUUGAGCAAAAAGGGUCUUCUGCACUCUGAUCAACAACUCUUUAAUGGAGGUUCUACAGAUGCUCAAGUCAAAGCUUAUAGCUCCAAUCCAACUUCUUUUAGUGUAGAUUUUGCCAAAGCAAUGGUGAAGAUGGGAAACCUUAGCCCACUUACUGGCACAAAUGGUCAGAUCAGGACUAACUGCAGGACGGCCAAUUAGUCAAAUUAAUAAUGCCUAUUUCAGUUAGUUCCCCAGUAGACGUUCAUGUAUUCAGUUGUUACUUUUUUUUUUUUUCCUUUCGUUUCAUUUGUAUUUUCUGGAACAGUACAGUUGGUAUGUGGUUCGAUGUUAUACAUAGCAUCACUGCUUUACCUAUGAUAACUGACAAUUCGAGAGCAUUGUAAUAGGUUAUUUUAUAUUUAAAUAUGUUUAAUGGAAAAAUUAAAUUGGAAUAA
Messenger RNA from Ricinus communis (castor bean), 1294 nucleotides. RefSeq names its product cationic peroxidase 1. NCBI's taxonomy places the organism in Eukaryota, Viridiplantae, Streptophyta, Magnoliopsida, Malpighiales, Euphorbiaceae. The transcript has 4 exons. Gene Ontology annotation, biological process: response to oxidative stress; hydrogen peroxide catabolic process. Bases 93 to 1058 code for a protein of 321 amino acids. The record is from RefSeq and is a predicted model, not a curated record. Gene Ontology annotation, molecular function: peroxidase activity; heme binding.